CAAUCUGAAUAUUAAUUUUUACUUUUUAGUUACAGUAUUUUGAUCCAGAUAAAAUUACAUUUUUGUAACGCAUACCAGUCAGAAGCUCAAGUUAUUAUUGUUAGAAUUAUUUUUACUGCCGACUAUUUUUAGUACAUUUUUAAGUAAAAAAUUUUGUGCAGCAAAAAAAAUAAUUAAAUAUUAGUACAUAAUGAGUGAUUCUUCAAAUAGCUCGGAAUCCAGAACCAGGAAGAGGAUACAAGAAGCUAAGAAUAAAGCUAGACCAGAUAAUCAACCAAAACAUAACAGCAAAAGAAAAAUGGUGUUCAGCAAAUCAAUGAAACUGAGUGAUAAAUAUGCAUGGCAUGCUCUUGGUUAUGCUGACAAUUUUAAGCCUUUUACAAUAGUACAUGAUAAUGUAGAUCGCAUUGAUGUAGAAAGUGUGAGUCCCGAAGUAUUUGUGGAGAAAUAUGAAAGACCCUAUAAACCAGUUGUUAUAAGAGGACUACAAAAUAAUUGGAGAGCAUCUUAUAAAUGGACAUUAGAAAGAAUAGGAAAAAAAUACCGUAAUCAAAGAUUUAAAUGUGGUGAAGACAAUCAAGGAUACAGUGUUAAGAUGAAAAUGAAAUAUUUUGUUCAUUAUAUGAAUAAUAAUAAAGACGACAGUCCUUUGUAUAUAUUUGACAGUAGUUAUGGUGAUCAUCACCGAAGAAAAAAAUUGUUGGACGAUUAUGACAUACCCAUAUACUUUCAAGAUGACUUAUUUAAAUAUGCAGGUGAAAAAAAAAGACCUCCAUACAGAUGGUUUGUUAUGGGUCCUUCUAGAUCGGGAACUGGAAUUCACAUAGACCCAUUAGGUACCAGUGCCUGGAAUUCUUUAAUUACCGGACACAAGAGAUGGUGUUUGUUUCCUACUCAUACUCCUAAAGAACUGCUUAAAGUCACUUCAGCUGAGGGAGGUAAACAACGUGAUGAAGCUAUAACUUGGUUUAAAAUCAUCUAUCCUCGUACUCAGUUACCAACUUGGCCUAAGGAAUGCUCACCAAUAGAGAUACUUCAAGGGCCUGGUGAAACUGUUUAUGUACCCGGUGGAUGGUGGCAUGUAGUGCUUAAUUUGGAUACAACUAUUGCAGUAACUCAAAAUUUUUGUAGCCGUACAAAUUUUCCUGUAGUAUGGCACAAAACAGUUAGAGGACGACCAAAAUUAUCACGUAAGUGGUAUAAAGUGUUGAAAAACAAAGAACCUGAUUUAGCAAUAGUAGCGGACUCUGUUGACUUAAAAAACAAUACGGGUCUUGCAUCGGACAGUUCAAGUUGUUCAAGUAGUUCUAGUAGUUCUAGCAGUUCUGAUGAUGGAAAUUCUAGUGAAGAAGAUAGUGGACAAGAAUCUUUGCAUGCACAUAAAAAAAGAUGUAAAUUGUCUUCGCCGAAUUAAAUUUUAAAAAUAUUUAAGUUUCAAGGUCAAGAAACUGUAUUGCAAGAAUUUAUAUUYCAAAUAGGGUUGUUAAUUGUAAACAAAGUAUUCUAUUCCUUACAUAUUUUUUUAUUUAAUUUUAUGUUUACUAACCUUAAGUGCAGRCUAUAUAAGUUAUGAAGUACAUUAUGACUAUGAUAAUARCAAUUUUUAUAACAACAUUAAGUAUCAAUAUAAAAAAAACUGUAUUUUAAAUAAAUUAUUUUGACAAUAUUGUGAAUGUUAUUUGAUAAUCUUCAAUGAUAUACAUAUUCCUUUAAAAACUCAUUUUCUUUUUUUUUUAAAAUACAAUUUUUACAAGAAAUAUUUUUACUUUUUCUUUUUUUUUCAUAAUAAAAGAAAACUAAUUGUUGACAGGAUCAGCUAGAUACUGAUGAAGUGUCCAUUGGUAAGAGUUUUGG
Messenger RNA from Diuraphis noxia (Russian wheat aphid), 1854 nucleotides. RefSeq names its product Bifunctional arginine demethylase and lysyl-hydroxylase PSR (gene JMJD6). The record is from RefSeq and is a predicted model, not a curated record. Gene Ontology annotation, cellular component: cytoplasm; nucleus. NCBI's taxonomy places the organism in Eukaryota, Metazoa, Arthropoda, Insecta, Hemiptera, Aphididae. Gene Ontology annotation, molecular function: P-TEFb complex binding; histone H4R3 demethylase activity. Gene Ontology annotation, biological process: phagocytosis.